AUGCAGAGAAAUCUUUGGUCUGAUUUUGAUCUUGAACCAACGGAUGUAUUCCUUGCUAAACUUUUACACAUAGAAAAUUUAUUUGAAAACGAAAAUUUACCAAUAAAUACAUUAGGUCAAUCUGAUGAUCGUCCACCUCAUUUACAAAAACGUGGCCGACAAUGUUUAUGGAAAGUAUGUAGUUGGGCACUUGACAAACGUUCACCGUCAUCAGAUCCUGGAAGUGGUUUAUAG
This is a messenger RNA of Rotaria sp. Silwood1, 234 nucleotides long. Lineage: Eukaryota; Metazoa; Rotifera; Eurotatoria; Philodinida; Philodinidae. The record is from the annotation of a GenBank genome assembly.